UCUAUUGUACGGAAUUUGAAAGUACGGUCAGCUGGCGGAAGUUCCUGCGAGAGGCGAGCUUUAGAUACUUCAGAGUGGUUUCUGUUAUUGAUAUCCCCCAAUAUGAAAUGUACGGCACCCCGUUCGUCUAUAAAAGCCGUCAUUAAGAAACAAAACCCCGACCUACGAAUGGAAACCAAUGUGGAUUUACUGAUUCAUUUAAACUGCCUGCUGUUUCUUCAGAGGUUGGCCACUGAGUCGCGGUUAAAGGCAUUCGAGGAAAGGUCCACAUCAAUAAAGCCGGAACAUAUCAAAGCAAUCGCGAAGAUGGUUUUAAAAAAAUCCAAAGGCUGAAAACAAGCUUGCUGUCCAAAGGAGAAAUAAAGAAGCCAUUUACUGUCAUAAUGAAUUUUAUUAUUGUUUUACAUGUAAUCUAAAAAUACAUUCUUUUUUUUAGCACUUUAGUUUUGUAAAACUAAUAUGUAGAUUUUUUUUUUUUCUUGUAUGUUGUGCAACAAACUGGGUGAUACCACCAAUCGUAUUUUGUAAUACAACGGAUGCUAGAUUACUCCUCAAAAUGGGCCUGUUGGUUCUAGAUACAUCCCAAUAGAGCUUCUCAAAUACUGACCAUUCUACUGGCAAUCAAAUGGAUAAUUCUGGAAAUAACAAACAUAUUUACUUU
Molecule: messenger RNA, 661 nt
Organism: Spea bombifrons (plains spadefoot toad)
Lineage: Eukaryota; Metazoa; Chordata; Amphibia; Anura; Pelobatidae
Gene: CENPW
Product: centromere protein W
Exons: 3
Coding region: 103-333 (76 amino acids)
Biological process (GO): chromosome segregation; mitotic cell cycle; kinetochore assembly
Cellular component (GO): nucleoplasm; kinetochore
Molecular function (GO): protein heterodimerization activity; DNA binding
Source: RefSeq, a predicted model, not a curated record